UAUGGGAAUUGUCAAGUUGUUUGUUUUCAAUCGGCCAAAAAAAGAAUGUGUCGGAACGUUUGCCCCUGUAAUCAUAGAAAGGCAUGAAUCCAAACAAAACCAGGUUUAGCUUUAAUUCUUUUUCAUCUUCUCUUCCCAAUUACCACCCAAAAUUGUGUAUUUUGAUCCAAGAAAACUAUUUUUUCUGCUUUUUUUUUUGGGAAGAUUAUCAAGACAAGAUGGAGAACCCAAUCACCAGAAAUUGCUGCAACCAUCAACUAUGGCUGGUCAUUCUUAUCUCCUUUGUUUUAUGUUUUGUAUUGUUUGGCUUUGAUUAUUCAGCCCUAAUUGGAAUCCAAGAAAGAGUCACUGUUCCAUUCGCUAAUUAUGAAAAUUCAAUCUCUACCCACAAAUCAAAAUCCCCUCAGCUCCCUGAAAUUCUCAACCAAACCUCCAUUGCACCCAUCAAAGCUGAUGAUCUUAGAGAGGACAAUGUGCAACAAAAACUCAAAGCCGAUGAUCCUAGAGAGGACAAUGUGCAACAAAAACUCAAAGCUGAUGAUCUUAGAGAGGAGAAUGUGCAAAAAAAACCUGUUAAAGCUGAUGAUCUUAGAGAGGACAAUGUUCAACAAAAACCUGUUAAAGAUUUUUGUUUGGGUCGAUAUGUUUAUAUUCAUCAUAUCCCUAGCCGAUUCAACCAAGAUUUGCUUGAAAAUUGUGGGUCUAUCACCGCAGGGACUGAGCAUAACAUGUGUCCUUAUUUGGUUAACUCUGCUCUGGGUCAUGAAGUAGAAAAUUCUCAAGCAAUUUUAUCAAACAAGAGUUGGCAUUCUACUAAUCAAUUCUUGUUGGAAGUCAUUUUCCACUUCAGGAUGAAGAAAUACAAGUGCUUAACCAAUGAUUCUUCGCUUGCCUCAGCUAUUUAUGUGCCAUUUUAUGCUGGUAUUGAUAUUAGCAGAUAUCUUUGGCAUUUUAAUAUAUCAGUGAGAGAUCAAUCUGCUUUUGAGCUUGUAAGGUGGCUUGUUGAAAAACCUGAGUGGAAGAAAAUGUUCGGUAGAGACCAUUUCUUUGUUGCAGGGAGAAUUGCUUGGGAUUUUAGAAGGCAAACUGAUAAUGAGUCUGAUUGGGGUAGCAAGCUUAUGUUUUUGCCAGAAUCUAAUAACAUGUCAAUGUUAGCAAUUGAGUCAAGUUCAUGGAAAAAUGAUUAUGCUAUACCAUACCCAACUUGUUUUCAUCCCUCAAAAGAAAGUGAAGUGUUUCAAUGGCAAGAUAAAAUGAGAAGACAAACAAGGCCGUUCUUAUUUUCUUUUGCUGGUGCUCCAAGGCCUGAUCUUCAAGAUUCUAUCAGAAGCAAGAUUAUUGAAGAAUGCCUAGCUUCAAAAGAUUUGUGCAAGUUGUUAGUGUGUGAUUAUGGUGUUAAUGGUGCUAUUAAUUGUGAUAAUCCAGUGAAUGUGAUGAAAUUAUUUCAGAAUUCAGUAUUUUGCUUGCAGCCUCCAGGGGAUUCAUACACAAGGAGAUCCAUAUUUGAUUCUAUCCUGGCAGGGUGCAUUCCUGUUUUCUUUAAUCCAGGUACAGCCUAUGCCCAAUAUAAGUGGCAUUUACCAAAGAAUUAUAGUAAAUAUUCUGUGUAUAUACCUGUAGAAGAUGUUGAAGAUUGGAGAGCUGGCAUAAACCAGACAUUACUUAGAAUACCAGAGAAUAGAGUAUUGGCUAUGAGAGAGGAGGUUAUAAAAAUCAUUCCAAGAAUUAUAUAUGCAGAUCCCAGGUCUAGAAUGGAAACCAUUGAAGAUGCAUUUGAUUUAGCAGUCAAGGGUAUUCUUGAGAGAAUAGAGAGAGUUAGGAAGGUGCUGAGGGAGGGAAAGGAUCCUAGUAUUGGUUUUGCAGAAGAAGAUCAUUACAGGUUUACUUAUUCUGGGUAUGUUGGAGAAACUUUGAACAGAAUUUAAUAUUGCGUAGGAUUUUAUUAGAAUAUUAUUCCAGAAGAUUUUAGAAAACAACUGAUAAUCACAUAUGCAUACAAGGAAAAUAUCUGUAUCAGCUCUUUCCUCUUACCUGUAAUUAAUUUGUUGUGCUGCUGUUGCUUUUGCUUUUUUUCUUUUUUUCUUUUUUUGUAAUUUAUAGGAAUUAUUUUGGGGUAAAGAUGUGAGAUUUUGGUGUAAGUUUAUUAUACAUAGGUAUGAUAAAUAUGCAUAGAACAUUAAGAAUUAAUGAUAAUAAAAUAUAUUGGAAGUUGUAAAAGAAAACGCUGGCUAUUCAUUUUAUGUAAAUAGCUUUCUGAGUAACAAAUUGCCCAAAUAAUUCUUCAAAUUUGAUAUUGAUUUAG
Molecule: messenger RNA, 2302 nt
Organism: Manihot esculenta (cassava)
Lineage: Eukaryota; Viridiplantae; Streptophyta; Magnoliopsida; Malpighiales; Euphorbiaceae
Product: probable xyloglucan galactosyltransferase GT14
Exons: 1
Coding region: 84-1925 (613 amino acids)
Molecular function (GO): glycosyltransferase activity
Source: RefSeq, a predicted model, not a curated record